Quercus robur (English oak) is the source of this 1847-nucleotide messenger RNA. Its product is annotated as probable glycerol-3-phosphate acyltransferase 2. Gene Ontology annotation, molecular function: phosphatase activity; glycerol-3-phosphate 2-O-acyltransferase activity. Gene Ontology annotation, cellular component: membrane. Gene Ontology annotation, biological process: cutin biosynthetic process. NCBI's taxonomy places the organism in Eukaryota, Viridiplantae, Streptophyta, Magnoliopsida, Fagales, Fagaceae. The record is from RefSeq and is a predicted model, not a curated record. The transcript has 2 exons. The coding region runs from base 31 to 1647 and encodes 538 amino acids.
AAAAAUGAAGCCUCUAUAAAAUGCUUAUCAAUGUUACAAAACAAAAAUCAAAAUAUGGCUGGAAAACCUUUCAAUGUGAAAACUCUUUUCUUCAUGUCCAAAACUUUCCUCAGAAAAAUAGAGAACCAUCUCAACAUCCCAGGAAGGCUUGGCAAUGUCCAUGCACCCCACUUAAAAUUUCAGAAGUACUCUCAUCUAGCCCAUAGAUCAGAGGAGCUUCAAAACCAGACUUUAUUAUUUCAUGUGGAGGGAGCACUGUUGAAAUCAUCAUCACUCUUUUCUUACUUCAUGCUAGUAGCCUUUGAAGCUGGAUGGCUCUUAAGAGCUCUUAUUCUGCUUCUUUUGUACCCUCUUGUAAGCUUUCUUUGUUUGGUUUGUGAAGAAGUGGGAUUAAAGAUUAUGGUUUUCGUAUGCUUUGUGGGGAUUAAAAAGGACAGAUUUGUGAUUGGAAGAUCUGUCUUGCCCAAGUUCUUCCUAGAGGAUGUUGGCUAUGAAUGCUUUGAUGUGGUGAUGAGAUGUGGGAAAAAGGUAGGAGUGACUAAUUUGCCUGUAGUGAUGGUGGAUUGUUUUCUGAGAGAUUACAUGGGGGUUGAGGCUGUUGUGGGAAGAGAGUUGAAGGUAUUUUGUGGGUAUUAUUUGGGUUUGAUGGAGGAAAAGAAGUCAGCUAAAGUAGUUUUGAAAGAGAUUUUUGAGGAGGAAAAAGAAGGUGCUCAUGUCAUAGGUAUUGGUUGCUUCAAUGUGUCUUUUGACCAUCAACUAUUUUCUCACUGCAAGGAAAUUUACUUGGUAAGUGAGGCUGAGAAGAAGAAUUGGCAAGUCCUUCCAAGGGAGAAACAUCCAAAGCCAUUGAUCUUCCAUGAUGGAAGAUUGGCUUUUAGGCCAACUCCAGUUGCUACUUUAGUCAUGUUAAUGUGGGUUCCAUUUGGUUUGUUGGUUGCCAUACUCAGAGUCCUUGCUACCUCGCUACUUCCUCUCCAUAUAUGCGUCCCAGUCUUGAGCUGUAUUGGAAUGCGGGGUUCUGCACCAUCGCCAAACUCCCUUCCUACUCCAAUCAUUUAUGGAGAAAAAUCAAAGGGAAUACUCUAUGUUUGCAACCACAGAACUCUUAUAGACCCACUUUAUGCUUCAGCGGCUGUCAGGAAACCAGUCACUGCAGUCACAUACAGCUUAAGUAAGACUUCCGAGCUGGUUUCACCCAUCAAGACAAUUCGAUUAGCAAGAAAGAGGGAGGAAGACUCAAAGAUGAUAGAGAAGCGGCUGAGCCAAGGUAACCUUGUGAUUUGUCCAGAGGGAACUACUUGUAGGGAACCAUAUCUACUUCGCUUCAGUCCUCUAUUUGCAGAGACAACUGAUGAUAUAGUUCCUAUUGCCAUAGACUUUCAUGCUAGCAUGUUCUAUGGAACAACAGCUAGUGGGUUAAAAUUUUUAGAUCCCCUAUUCAUAGUUUUGAAUCCAACUACAAACUGCGAUAUCAAGAUUCUUGAGAAGUUACCAAAAGAAUUUACAUGUGGGGUUGGAGGUAAGUCCAAGUUUGAAGUAGCCAACUAUGUGCAGGCAAAGAUAGCUGAAGCCUUAGGAUUUGAGUGCACCAACUUAACAAGGAAAGACAAGUACUUGAUGUUGGCAGGCAAUGAGGGGAAAGCAUAGUUUGGCAUAUGUUUAUUUCAUAUUUUUAUUUCCUGAAUAUUCUAAAAGAACUGAUUACAAAUAAUUUUGAUUUAAGCUUUCUAUUGAUACUAAACAAUCGUUUUGUCAUUUCUGUAAAAUGAUACGAUAAGAACACUGUGAUUUUGAGAAUUCUUCUACAUGUAUCCUAUAGUCCAUGAGAAACUUGCUUUUUUUAUUCA